AUGAGCUCGUUCUUGCGCACAGGAAUGCUUGCCACGUUGCAGCGCAGAAUGGCCUCCCAGUUGCUCAUCAACGACCAGAAGUACGCGUUCCUCAAAGAGCUCGGUCUCAGAGAGAACAAUUCCGGAGUGUUCCACGGAAAAUGGGCGGCCAAUGGGCAAGUCGUUCAAUCCUUCGCUCCCGCUUCGAACUCUCCAAUCGCAAAUGUAAUUCAAUCAACUCUCACCGUUACAUCCACCUUUUCAAAGUUCUAGGUACAAAACGGAAAUGUCCAAGACUACGAGAUCGCCAUUGCGGAAGCCCUCAAAGCCUACAACGAUUGGUGUGAAGUGCCAGCUCCACGUCGCGGAGAAAUCGUUCGUCAGAUCGGAGACAAGCUUCGCACUCAGUUGCAAAACCUCGGAAAGCUCGUGUCACUCGAAAUGGGAAAGAUUUCGGCAGAAGGAGUCGGGGAGGUUCAAGAGUACGUGGAUAUCUGCGACUACGCCACUGGACUCUCCCGAUCUCUCGAAGGAAAGAUCUUCCCGUCCGAGAGACCUGGGCACGCUCUUCUCGAACAGUGGAACCCACUCGGAGUGGUCGGAGUCAUCUCGGCAUUCAAUUUUCCGUGCGCCGUUUACGGAUGGAACAAUGCUUUGGCCCUGGUGACAGGAAACUCGUGCAUCUGGAAGCCAGCUCCUUCCACUCCACUCACCGCCAUUGCUGUCACCAAGUAAGUUUCCUUCCCCGUUUGUAAACAUGGAACGAUUUAUUUCCAGGCUCGUCGAGGAAGUUCUUGUUGCUAACCAAGUCAAUCCAGCCCUCUGCUCUCUCGUUUGCGGAGAAUCAGAAGUCGGUCAGGCUCUCGUCAAAGACAGACGAGUCAAUCUUGUCUCGUUUACUGGAUCCUCGGAGAUUGGGAAGAUUGUCGGCCAGCAGGUCCAAGCUCGCUUCGGAAAGCUGCUUUUGGAGCUCGGAGGCAAUAACGCAAUCAUCGUGAACGAGGACGCCGAUUUGAACAUGGUGGUGCCUGCGACAGUGUUCGCAGCAGUGGGAACUGCCGGCCAGAGAUGCACGACAACGAGACGAUUGAUCGUCCACGAGAAGGUGUACGAUCAAGUGCUCGAGAGACUGAAGAGGGCGUACGCUCAAUUCGAAUCAAGAAUCGGAUGCCCACUGGAAUCGAAUACAAUUAUCGGACCUCUUCAUAAUCAACAGGCGGUCGGAAAAUACAAAGCUUCGGUCGCUGAGGCUGUUUCAUCUGGAGGCAAGGUUGAGUACGGUGGCAAAGUGCUCGAGAGAGACGGAAACUUUGUGCUGCCAACCAUCGUGACUGGUCUGCAGCACGAUUCUCCAGUCGUUCUCCGCGAGACUUUCGCUCCAAUCUUGUACGUUCUCAAGUUCUCGGACCUCGACGAAGCCAUCAAGAUAAACAACGAAGUAGCUCAAGGACUGAGCUCUUCACUGUUCACCAAUAACAUUCAGAACGUUUUCAAAUGGAUGGGGUGAGCGAUUUGAGCUGAACUCACACUCGCACAACUUAUUUCAGACCUAAAGGCAGCGACUGUGGAAUCGUUAAUGUGAACAUUCCGACGUCUGGAGCUGAGAUCGGAGGAGCGUUCGGAGGAGAGAAAGAGACCGGAGGAGGCCGUGAAUCGGGCUCAGACUCGUGGAGACAGUACAUGAGACGGUAGAGACGCAGACGACGAGACGCAUCGAUAAUCUGAGCAUCUUUUCAGGUCGACGUGCACCAUCAACUUCAGCAAGCAUCUCCCUCUUGCUCAGGGAAUCAAGUUCGAGUAGAUUUUAUGUGAUUUCUGUGAUUGCUCUUUCUUCUGUAGCAUAAUGUCUUGUUUCUAUUGCGAGUACUAUUUCCAUGUUUUGUGGUGCCAUAAUGCAAUCCCAUUCAUCUGUGAUUCCCCUACAUCGUUCAGAUUCCCCAAUUUUUUUCAUAAUAAAGUGCACUGAACUUCACAACAGUGUGUGAUUUCGGAAGUAUGAAAUUCGAAAGAAGGCUGAUUUCGCAAUCACACACUGCUUCACAGUCACAACGACGAUUAAAAGAGUGGUCAGAAGCCGAAAGUACCUCAGAUUGAUAAGAGAAUCGUCACAAUUUCGUCACUUUUUGUCAUUGUCGAUGACGAUAAAAGCAAGUUUUCCAGAUUUUUCUCCGAAUCCUUCGAGCAGUCUACGUUCCUAGGUGAGUAUUUUACAAUUUAUUCAAUAUUCCCUUCAAAUGUUCAUUUCCACUUCAGCAUAAGAAAAAUGGCAACCGAAGCGGCGUACGGCAGCUGGGACAGUCCGAUCACUCCGGAUCUGUUCGCGAAAUGCAAUUGCAAAGCGAUUUGCGAGAUGCAAGUCGUGGGAAGCACCGUCUACUGGGUGGAGCAGAAUGCGGUGACGGGCAAGAGAGAACUGUAUUCGAAGCCGACGAACGGAGAAGAGAGAACCCGCUGGGCGGACGGACACUCCGUGCAGACGGCCGUUCACGAGUACGGAGGAGGCGCCCUUCAUGUUCUCACCGACGGAUCAGUUCUGUUCGCCACCGUUGAAGGCGUCUUUUAUCAAAAGUCGCCGGAUUCCGGGGUAGAGCAGCUCGCAGAAGGCAACAAUCGUGUGUUCCGGUGAGAACGAAACGGCACUCUAUCGAAAUAAUUCGUUUUCCAGAUUCGCUGACUUCUCGACCACCGACUCGCACAUUUAUUGUGUCAACGAGACACAUCAGGCAAGCGCCAAGUUUCCGGAAAACCGGCUGAUUUCAAUUGACCGUAUCACCAAAAACCAGAACGUCGUCGCGAGCGGAGCCGACUUUUAUGCAUACCCGAGAAUUUCGCCCGAUGGAAAGAAGCUCGUCUGGAUGCAAUGGAGUCAUCCGAAUAUGGUAUUUAUUCACUAACUGUCUUCUUUUCUUUAUGCCCUUUUUAGCCAUGGGACGAAACCUCGAUCCGAAUGGCCAGUGUGAGUAAUGGCGAAGCGACGAACGAAGUGAUUCUGAAGGAUGGAGCUGGCAAGAAGAUAAAUUAUUCGGAGCCAUCUUGGGAUGGAAAUGACCAUCUGCUGACAGUGAAUGACAGCACGAACUGGUGGAACUUGUACAAAUCGGCUGCCGAGCCCAACGCAGAGGACAAGAAUCUGAACCCAAUUCAGAAGGAGAUCAGUUAUCCGCUAUGGCAACUCGGAUUCAGAAACUAUGCUUUUAAUAAUAAGUAUUUGGUGAUGAAUGCGAACGGAGUGCUGUAUGUGCGAUCGAACGACGUCAUUGUGGAAGUCCCGACGCCCGAGUACACAGUCAUCUCCUACCUGUCCCUCGACCCCCACGGCUCCGAGCUCUUCGUGAUUGCAUCCGGACCAAAUCGUGCUUCCAGUGUCAUUUCCAUCGAUCUCAGUCUUCCCGAUUUCCCUCUUAAGGUGCACAGAGAAUCUAGAGAUUCCACUCAAAUCGACGCUCUCGAGAUCUCAGUGCCAGAAGAGUUUGUCUUUGAAUCGGACGGUGUCAAUGUUUCCGGAUUCUUCUAUCCUCCGAAGAACUCCGCCUAUACCGCUCCUCCGGGCACUUUGCCGCCUGUUCUUCUGCUCGGCCACGGGGGACCAACUGCUCCUGCUCAGAGCAAUUUGGACCUGAAGAAACAGUUUUUCACGUCGAGAGGAAUCGCCGUGUUUGAUGUGAAUUACCGUGGAUCAACCGGAUUCGGAACUGAUUUCCGAAGAAUGUUGUACAAGAACUGCGGAAUUGUCGAUCGAAAUGACAUGCUGAACGGAGCAAAAGCACUGAUUGAGGAGGGCAGAGUUGACGCUGACAAAGUUUUGAUCACAGGCAGUUCGUCCGGAGGGUAAUCAUCCCUCAGAACUUCCGAAUCCAAUCAGUUCCUUAUUUCAGAUACUUGAUCCUCAGUUGUCUCAUCUCUCCGGACAACAUCAUCAAAGCGGCGGUCUCAUUGUACGGAGUGGCCGAUCUUCUGGCUCUCGAUGAGGAUACGCACAAACUGGAGCAGUGUUACAACGAGAAUCUGGUCGGAAAGUACCCGGAAGAAGCGCACAUUUAUCAGGAACGAAGUCCCGUCUAUCACAUCGAUCGAAUCCGCACUCCGAUUGCGUUCCUGCACGGAAAAGAAGACACGGUGGUGCCGAUGAACCAGUCGGUCUCGAUGUUCGAGAAGAUGCGGGCAGCCGGAGUGACCACCGCCUUAAUGCUUUUCGACGGAGAAGGACACGGCUUCCGAAGUGGAGACGUCAUCCGAGAGAGCACCGAAGCGACAUUCUAUUUCCUGACGAAAGCAGUCGGAAUCGAGCCGUCCAUCAAGUCCAGAAUCGAUAUUAUCAAUUGUAAGCUUUAG
Molecule: messenger RNA, 4311 nt
Organism: Caenorhabditis sp. 36 PRJEB53466
Lineage: Eukaryota; Metazoa; Nematoda; Chromadorea; Rhabditida; Rhabditidae
Source: the annotation of a GenBank genome assembly